Messenger RNA from Dipodomys ordii (Ord's kangaroo rat), 356 nucleotides. Its product is annotated as GPN-loop GTPase 3. The annotation marks the transcript as partial. NCBI's taxonomy places the organism in Eukaryota, Metazoa, Chordata, Mammalia, Rodentia, Heteromyidae. Gene Ontology annotation, molecular function: GTPase activity. The transcript has 3 exons. The record is from RefSeq and is a predicted model, not a curated record.
CCUGUGUUCUUUCUGCAGGUCAGAUUGAGCUGUACACGCAUUUGCCUGUGAUGAAGCAGCUAGUCCAGCAGCUGGAGCAGUGGGAGUUCCGAGUCUGUGGAGUUUUUCUUGUCGAUUCCCAGUUCAUGGUGGAGUCAUUCAAGUUCAUCUCUGGCGUCCUGGCAGCCCUGAGUGCCAUGAUCUCUCUGGAAAUUCCUCAAGUGAACAUCAUGACCAAAAUGGACCUGCUGAGCAAGAAAGCGAAGAAGGAAAUUGAGAAGUUUCUGGAUCCUGAUAUGUAUUCUUUAUUACAAGAUUCCACAAGUGGCUUAAGAAGCAAAAAAUUUAAAAAACUGACUAAUGCUAUUUGUGGACUG